Colletes gigas is the source of this 1209-nucleotide messenger RNA. RefSeq names its product LIM homeobox transcription factor 1-beta-like (gene Lmx1a). The coding region runs from base 1 to 1209 and encodes 402 amino acids. The transcript has 5 exons. The record is from RefSeq and is a predicted model, not a curated record. Gene Ontology annotation, cellular component: nucleus. Gene Ontology annotation, biological process: neuron differentiation; regulation of transcription by RNA polymerase II. Lineage: Eukaryota; Metazoa; Arthropoda; Insecta; Hymenoptera; Colletidae. Gene Ontology annotation, molecular function: DNA-binding transcription factor activity, RNA polymerase II-specific; RNA polymerase II transcription regulatory region sequence-specific DNA binding.
AUGUUGGAAUUCUACCCUCCGUUACCGGGUACUCUGGGCCGCCAGGGCGACACGGAACCACCGACGAUGGGCUCCUCCGCGAGGCAAAUCAGGUUCCGACCGGCGAACGACAACAAUAACGCAGAGCCGUCGGUUUCGGUGAAGACGGAGUCCGGCCUCCUGGAGACGAUCUGCGCCGGCUGUGGUCGCACCAUAGCCGACAAAUACAUGAUGCAAGUAGCCGGCAGGAACUACCACGAGGAGUGCGUGUCCUGCACGGCCUGCGCCGCUCCGCUGAUCCACUCGUGCUUCGUUCGCGAGCUGAAGCUCUACUGUCGCACCGACUACGAGAGGAUCUUCGGUGUGAAGUGUGCGCGAUGCAUGGAGAAGAUCAGCUGCUCCGACUUCGUUCUACGCUCGCCGGGGCUGGUCUUUCACGUCGAGUGUUUCGCGUGUUGCAUGUGCGGACAACCGUUGCCUCCCGGUACCCAGUACUUCCUCAGGCAGGGACAGCCGAUCUGCAGACGGGACUACGAGCACGAACUGUACCUGAACAGUCCCCAAGAUGACGACUUACUGGACGAGAACCGGCCCCGUGACGGCCGUAGGGGCCCAAAACGGCCGCGAACGAUCCUCACGUCCGCCCAGAGGCGUCAGUUCAAAGCCUCGUUCGAGAUCUCCCCGAAGCCGUGCAGGAAGGUGCGCGAAGCCCUGGCGAAGGACACCGGUCUCAGCGUGCGGGUGGUGCAGGUCUGGUUCCAAAAUCAACGGGCGAAGAUGAAGAAGCUGCAGAGGAAGGCGAAAACAGAGCCUGGGUCCGACAAGGAGCCGAAGGAGGAACGACGAACGGAGAGCCCUCACAGCGACCACAGUCAUUACUUGAACGCCAUGAACAUGCGCGACGGGGAAUCUUCUAGCUUCCCCUCGGCCACCCAACCGCUCAACCCCAAUAACCCGUACUCGCCCGACGACGCGUAUCCUGGCCAUUCGGGGGAGAGUUUUUGCAGCAGCGAUUUGUCGUUGGACGGGACGGAGGCUGGUUUCGACAUAGGAGAGAGCGAGGGCGGCGGUGGACAGGACGGAAGCCAUCAGGGUGGUUCCCACUCGCACCACGGGCCUACGUCGCACGAGGCGCCAUCUUUGUCGCAGAGUUUGCACGCUGCGAUUCACAACCCCAUCGAUAAACUGUUCAUGAUGCAGAGUAGUUACUUCAGUGGUGACCACGCGUAA